This is a messenger RNA of Poeciliopsis prolifica (blackstripe livebearer), 1919 nucleotides long. RefSeq names its product transcription termination factor 2, mitochondrial-like. The record is from RefSeq and is a predicted model, not a curated record. The transcript is spliced from 2 exons. Gene Ontology annotation, molecular function: double-stranded DNA binding. Gene Ontology annotation, biological process: regulation of DNA-templated transcription; termination of mitochondrial transcription. Gene Ontology annotation, cellular component: mitochondrial matrix. Bases 100 to 1230 code for a protein of 376 amino acids. NCBI's taxonomy places the organism in Eukaryota, Metazoa, Chordata, Actinopteri, Cyprinodontiformes, Poeciliidae.
CACAAGCUCCGCCCACCAGGUUGCGUUAUGAAAGCAGAGCAGUGGGAAUGACGACGGAGUCACAGCAAACAAAGCCCCUUAAAACCGAGAUCCGCUGCGAUGCUUCGUGUCACCACUACGUCUCUGUGCGCCUCCUGCCAGAAGAUGAGGCUGCGCCUGCCUCCCUCCGCCUCCCUCACCUCCCACAGCAAACGGCAGGAGAAUCAACGCACGGUUGACUCUCUGUACGAGCUGUCAGUGGACAUCAGAAAGGUCCGCAAGCUGAAGGGUUGGGUCUUGUCUGAGAAGACCGCCUAUGUGGCUGAGACAGCCGGUCUGCUGAGAGACAUGGGCGCCGACACGGCGGUGAUCGCCCACAUCCUGGAGACCCACCCUGAGGCCGUCCUGUGCCGACCAGAGGACGUGGAGGCCCAGCGGGACCUCUGGGGGUCCGUAUGUUCCGGCCAACGCGCCCUUCUGAGCAUCAUCGAGAAGUUCCCAGCUUCCUUUUUCACUGUAAGCCACCACAGCAACCAGCAGGCCAACAUCCUCUACCUCCAGAGCCUUCGCCUCAACAAGAAGAUCAUCAGCAAGCUGAUGGCCAGCGCGCUGCAGAGCUUCAGUCGACCUGUGGAGAGCAACCAGGAGGUGAUCCACACCCUCAGAGAGACCUACUUGGACCUGGGCGGGGAUGAGGGUAAUCUCCGGGUUUGGCUGCAGAAGCUCCUCAGCCAGAACCCGUACAUCCUGCUGCGUCCAGCCGAGAGCUGGAGGGACAGUUUGGGCUUCCUGAGGGAGAGGGGCUUCACCACGGAGGAGCUGCUCAGCCUGGUGUCCAGCCUCAGAGCCUCCAUCUCCGAGCUGCAGCCUGAAGCCAUGCGGCAGGCGCUGGCCUACGUCCAGGAUGCUCUCAGCUGCUCCGAGGACGAACUGAAGCAGGUCGUGAUCCGCUGCCCGGCCAUUUUGUACUACUCACUGGCCACCUUGGCGGGACGCUUUCAGGGACUGAUGGAUGCCGGGGCGAGCGUCGAGCAGGUGAAGGAAUCCCCAAACGUCUUGGAGCUCACCACGCAGAUAGUGCUGUAUCGGAUCCAUAAGCUGGCAUCCUAUGGGUACGACGUUCGCUCCGGCAGCUUGGACGUAAUCGUAGGAACCAAGAAGGACUUUGAGAUGAGCUACGCUAAGCUGAACCUCCGGCAGCAGAGGCCGCUCUUUAACCCUGUGGCUCCACUCAGGACUGCUGAGGAGUGAAGAACGAGACUAAUGCUAAUAAACUGGUAGAUGUUGACCUGAUAAACCACAUCACUUUAAAAAUCUUUCAAAUGUGGAUACAGGCUUCAAAAUACAGGCUCAACACGCAGUUUAUGGUUCUGAUAUUCCUCUUGAAUUUUGGGACAACAGACAUUUUGAAAAUGGACACACAAAAAAAAUGAUUUCUAUGCUUCAAGAUAUACAAACACUUUCAUUUUACAUAUUAAUUUUCAAUGGGGGCCAUCUUGAAAAAUGAAAAAGUUAUCAGCAAAUAUGAUUUCUAUGGCUCUAAUUAUGUAUCACUUGAAACCAAAAGUAUUCAACUCUGAUUAAUAUUGGCAGAUUUCCUUGAUGACCACGGCAGCCAUCUUGAAUUUUUCAGUGGCUAAUUUCUGAUUUAUUUAUUUACUUUUCUAAAGCCCCUUGGAACAUUUUGCCAAGUUAGGGUCUUGUAUCUGUAUUUGAAAGAUUUUGAUGAAAUAUUCAAUUAUCUGCAGCACCAAUCUGUAAAUUAUUCAAUACCCAACAUAAGAGCCUCUUUUUGUUGCCUUAAUGACUGUUUUAUGUUUGAAUCUACUCACUUUGAUGUGACCUUACUUUAUUUAUUUAAAGAUAUAUCUUUUGUGGGAAGAGAAGCAGCCUUUAGUUGUAAUACUCCUCUAAUCUGGAAUAAACUGUUUAAAUCCUAA